Molecule: messenger RNA, 795 nt
Organism: Babesia bigemina
Lineage: Eukaryota; Apicomplexa; Aconoidasida; Piroplasmida; Babesiidae
Product: THUMP DOMAIN CONTAINING PROTEIN 1-RELATED, putative
Exons: 5
Coding region: 1-795 (264 amino acids)
Biological process (GO): tRNA modification
Molecular function (GO): RNA binding
Source: RefSeq, a predicted model, not a curated record
AUGAGUGAGAAGAGACGAAAUACAACUGGUAAUGGCCGCCCGCCAGCUUGGAAGCGUAGAAACCACGAUACCGGAAAGCUGACGAUAGGGUCUCGCGGUCUGUUGAUAACAAAUGCAGUAUCACGAAAGCACAAAGAAGCCAUGCAGGAAUGUCUAACCAUAUUGCGUGAGCAUUGCGAGAGCGUGGAUCCGUCUUUCGGCGAUGUAAACGACAAACAAGACGCUUCAUCGGAUGCUGUUAAUGUAGAAGACGCUAUAAAAGCGGAGUUGGAACAAAACAAAAGAUUCUUCGAUCGCUUCGUUCCCGGCCCCUGCCUAUCGCAAAACUUGAAUGUCGUGCAUUUCAGGAACGAAAAUGACGUUCCUUCUACAUAUGUGCGAGACAUAUUCCAUUCCAUGUUGCAUGAACGUACGUAUAAGCCGCGAUUCCUGUGCCGGAUAGUACCUUAUGACGUCGUUUGCAAGGCCGAGGGUGAACCCUUUACAAAGACUCUAACAGCGCUAGUAGCACGCGAAUUUCCACUCUCACAAGCUAACGGUAUUUCGGAGAAAGACGAUGGAAGUGAGCCUUCCACAUGGUCCCUCAGCUAUGCGUGCCGCAACUCAAAUGCCAUAAAAAGACAGGAUGUGCUGGAGCUGGCAGUGCAGUUAGUCGGUAGAAACUAUCGCGUAGACCUUCGCGAACCGGAUAAAUUGAUAGUUGUCGAGGUUGUUAAGGGUUACUGCGGUUUGGCCGUAAUAUCAAACUACAAACCCAUAGCUCAUUUCAAACUCAACAUAUCACGUGUAAAUUAA